AUGUCAUCUAUAGUAACUACUAGUACAAUAUCUGAUGAACCAUUUACAACUGUACUUGUCUCAGCUAUACCUAAAUCAUUUCGUUCAGCUGAUUUACGAAAUUUUUUUUCAUUAUUUGUUGAAACACAAGCUUUUCGAUGUUUUCAUUUUCGUCAUCGGCCUAUGCCAACAUCAUCAACCAAUGCUGUUAGUGUAUCACAAAUGUGUUUUAUACAAGUUUAUAAUAAACGUUUAAAUGAAUUUAUACGUCUUUAUCAUCGAAAACAUUGGAUUGAUUUAAAAGGCAAUUAUUUAUCAACGAUUUGUCUUAUUAGUAAAGUUACAAAUGAGGAUAAUGAUCCAGCAAUAACAAAUAAUUUAAUUGAAUUGAAACCUCCAAAACAUAUUUAUCCACAAGGUAAUGUUGGAACGCCAACUUCAUACUUUCUUAACGAAAUAAAUGCAUGUCGAUUACCAUCGACUAUUAUUAAAAAAUUGGGACUUGUUUUUCCUAAAUGUCGAUCAAAACGAAAAUAUGGUUGUGUUGGUUUUGAUUAUGGUACCAUUAUUGAUCAAAUUGAUGAAGAAGAACAAGAAGAUAUGGAUGAAAUGGAUUUAAAAACUGGUCAAGGUCAUGAAAUUCUUUCUGAACAAGAUAAAACAAUACUCGAUAAGAUUAAUAAACAAAAGGAAGAUGAUGAACGCAAAAACGAUGAAAUAUUAAUAUCAAAUGAAGAUAAACAACUUGAUGAAGAAGAAGAUGAACUUGAAGAAUGGGAUCGACAUGAAGCACAAUAUGAUGAUGUUACAAAACAAGAUCGAACAUCACCAUAUUUUUUUGAACAUAAAAUUGAGUUAAAAUGGGAAAAAGGUGGUAGUGGUUUAGUAUUUUAUACAGAUGAUGUCUUUUGGAAAGAACAUGAAGGUCAAGAUUUUGAUAAUUUGGAUAUGGCUGAUGACAUAGAUAUUGAUAUGCGAAUGUAUCAUGAAAGUGCAGGAUCAGCUGAUCGUGAUGGAAAUGAAUUACAAAGUAUACGUCGAGAAGAAGAUCUUCGUCAAGGUCGUAUAUCGAAUGAAACUGAUCCCGAACAUAAACGAAUUGGUGCAUUUGAAAAACAUACGAAGGGAAUCGGACGACGUUUAUUAGAACGAGCUGGAUGGCGUGAUGGUCAAGGUCUUGGUUCAUCUGUUAUAGGUAUAAGCGAAGCAUUGUCAGCUGAUGGUGGAAAGUUAUCGAUAAAAGAUAAAACCGGUUUAGGAUAUACAGGUGAAAAAAUAGAACGAAAUCCUUUUAAACGAAUUGCUACUGGCACUCAUCAACGACGAGGAGAAAUACAUAUUACUUCUGUAUAUGACGACCCAGAAGAAACUGAUCCAGCUGAACCACAUAAUCGUCGAUGGGACACAACGAGAAAUAAGAAUCGACCGCGACGAAUAAAAAAUGUUUUUGUAAAACCAUAA
This is a messenger RNA of Rotaria sp. Silwood1, 1440 nucleotides long. The record is from the annotation of a GenBank genome assembly. NCBI's taxonomy places the organism in Eukaryota, Metazoa, Rotifera, Eurotatoria, Philodinida, Philodinidae.